Molecule: messenger RNA, 1137 nt
Organism: Musa acuminata AAA Group (dessert banana)
Lineage: Eukaryota; Viridiplantae; Streptophyta; Magnoliopsida; Zingiberales; Musaceae
Product: actin cytoskeleton-regulatory complex protein PAN1-like
Exons: 5
Coding region: 79-891 (270 amino acids)
Biological process (GO): protein retention in ER lumen; retrograde vesicle-mediated transport, Golgi to endoplasmic reticulum
Cellular component (GO): Golgi membrane
Source: RefSeq, a predicted model, not a curated record
GGAGGGGUUAGGAAAAGAAAAAAGAAAAGAGUUCCGGUGGGCGAGCGAUACGGGCGAAAGAGUCGGGCGGCCGCGACGAUGGAUUCUUCGAGCGGCGACAGCGGGCGAGGUGGAGGGACGUCGCUGCUGUCGGCGUGGAGCGCCGCCGCCUCCCGGCGGUACCAGCACCUGCUCGACAAGGCCACGCCGCACGUGCUUCGGAGGUGGGCCGGGCUGGCCGUGCUGGCUCUCGUCUACGCCGCUCGCGUCUGGAUUGUCCAGGGUUUCUAUAUCGUCUCGUACGCCCUCGGCAUCUACGUCCUCAACCUCUUCAUCGCCUUCCUCUCCCCACAGGUCGAUCCCGAGAUCCAGGACCUCGUCGCCGGCCCCGGUCCCUCCCUUCCCACCCGCUCCUCUGACGAGUUCCGCCCUUUCGUUCGCCGCCUGCCUGAGUUCAAGUUUUGGGUUCAAUUGCACAAGGUCCUCUCCCAGGGUUAUGAUGACACUUGUUGGCCACUCCAAACCAAGAAUUUCAAAUUUGCAGGAGAGGUGAAGCUCAUCAUGCACUUCCAAAAUGCAUUACACAAGCCCCCCGCACAUUGUGCUCCGUCCGCCCCACCUUACAUGUCGCCGCCGCCGGUGAUCGCGGCAUAUGCCCCUCCUUAUGCUUCUCCUUACACAGCUGGAGCUUAUCCUGGAGCUGCCUCAUAUGCUUCGUAUCCCCCACCUGCGCCAGCACCGUAUCAGACUAGUGUAUAUCCAACUCCACUACCGCAACAAUUCUACGCACCCCAAUCGUAUCCUCCUCCUUCCUAUCCGCCGCAGCCCUACAUGCAGCAGUACCCCCCGUCGCCGGCACAACCUUACUAUCCACCAGGGCCUUACCCGGGUUCUUAUCCUCCACCUUACUGAUUGGGAGAUUAAUGGUGCUAGUCUUGCAAUUCAUUUCUUCUUCGUGCACCUCCAAAUCAAGUGGUGGCUUCACGGUAGAUGAUUUCACAGUUAUGUUUCUCUCCUUGUUUGGUGAUUCAGCUGCGUACCUGCGGAUAAAGUUAAUACUAAUUUUUGGUGAUUCAUAUGCUUCUAUUAUUAUUUUUUUUUUACUUUUGUCUUUGAAUUUGAAAUUUGGAAUGCAUUAAGUGCCUAUCUUACUCUUCA